This is a messenger RNA of Malassezia globosa CBS 7966, 1566 nucleotides long. RefSeq lists its product as uncharacterized. Gene Ontology annotation, biological process: protein transport to vacuole involved in ubiquitin-dependent protein catabolic process via the multivesicular body sorting pathway. The record is from RefSeq and is a predicted model, not a curated record. Gene Ontology annotation, molecular function: phosphatidylinositol binding; ubiquitin binding. NCBI's taxonomy places the organism in Eukaryota, Fungi, Basidiomycota, Malasseziomycetes, Malasseziales, Malasseziaceae. The coding region runs from base 1 to 1566 and encodes 521 amino acids. Gene Ontology annotation, cellular component: ESCRT-0 complex. The transcript has a single exon.
AUGUUCCGCACACCGAAUCCGUUUGAGGAGCUCGUCAACAAGGCGACAGAUGAGAAUCUAACGACCGAAAACUGGGACCUAAACCUGGCACUAUGUGACAGACUUGCAUCGAAUGAUGAGAGUGAUGCACGAAAGUGCUUGGCGGCGAUACAAAAGCGCAUUUCGAAUCGAAAUGCAAACGUUCAAUUGUACGCCAUCACGCUUACAGACACAUUGUCGAAGAAUUGUGGUGAUGCCGUGCACCACGAGAUAGCAUCGCGAGCAUUUAUGCAGACUCUUAGCAAAGUGGUGCAAGAUCCAAAUACGCACAAGCUCGUCAAGCAGCGAAUUCUGCGCACGCUCAUGUCAUGGCGUGAUGAAUUUAGCAAAGAUGACACUCUUGGCCUCGUCGCUGAAACUGUGCACGAGUUGCGUGAAGAGUACUAUGACCUGGAUGAAGAGCCUUCUCCCAGAACACAGGCACACCAAUCAGAGGAAGAUGAGCUUCAGCGUGUGUUAGCAUUGUCUUUACAUGAUCAAGGUGGUCGUGGAACGAAUGCGAAUCAUAGCUCGUCGUCAGGGUCGGGGCCAUCGACGAGUUUUGUACCGCAGCGUGCUGUUUCCCCGCCUCUACCUACAGCAACAACAGAUCGUUCGUCGACCUCGCGAUUUAGUAUGCCAAAUCCGUAUGACAUCGACGCGGCGCAGGAUUCUGCAUCUGUUGACCAGGGCGAAUCGUCUGUGAUGCCUGUUGCCCAGACGACUACGACUCAAUCAGCUGCUUCGUCAGGGCCUUACGCCACAAUAGCGCGACGGACGGCGUCGGCACGGCCUGCAUUUGUGCGAGCUUUGUACGACUUUGAGCCUGAUGAGCCUGGUGAGCUCGCAUUUCGACGUGGCGAUGUCGUGCGUGUGUUGGACAGCGUUUAUGAGCAAUGGUGGCGUGGUGAGCUUCGGCAUCAAGUGGGCAUUUUCCCUGUCAACUACGUGGAGGCUAUGCCUGACACGACGCCUGACAUGAUCCAUCAAGAGCAGGAGCUGGAGCGUCUGGUUUUUACGAAUGCAUCUGACAUACAUGUGCUUCAUGCGCGUCUUCAGCAACUGCGUCCCACCGAUAACUUUGUGGAUGAUGAUGAGCUGCAGGACCUUUACCAACGGUCGCUUGCACUUCGACCAAAAAUCAUCCGCUUAAUGGAGACUUAUCACACCAAGGUGCAGGAGCUCCGAUCUUUAAACGACAAGUUCGUUCGUGCACGAUCGAUGCUAGACGACCUAAUCCAGCAGCACGUCUCUACACCGAUAUCCGCAGAGCCCAGCAAACAAGACACUGCGGCAGCACUGGCAACGGCAGCACCAGCGGCCUCAGGAUCCGUAUCCAAUGUGGUGCCUCAAGAAGACGAGAAACGACGUCUCUUUGAGCGUGCACGAGCCGAGGUCGAGGCGUACCAGCGCGAGCAGCAAGCACACAGUGCACUGGAGACCGCCUCACCAGGAGCUGCUGGAGCAGCAGGGCUAGGUGCCGGAGGGCGAUCUGAUGUGAUGCAUCAUGCAAAUGAGCUGGAUGGCCUGUUGUUCGGGCCACCCUAG